AUGGAAAGAGAAUUUUGUGAUACUACACUACUCGUCCACUUUUUCGGAUUGGGUGGUAAGGAAGUCCUUAAUUAUGAUGAUUUUCAUAGAUUCAUGGAGAACCUACAGACUGAAGUGAUCCAACUGGAAUUUACUGAUUUUUCCAAGGGAAUGAAAACUAUCUCAGAGGAAGACUUUGCACGGAUUCUUCUCCGUUACACUGUCCUUGAAAAAAAUGAAGUUGAUGAAUGUAUCCGUCGUGUACGUGAGAGGAUGCCAGAAGAGAAGGGAGUUACCUUUGAAGAAUUCAAAAAGUUCUGCCAGUUCUUGAAUAACCUUGAUGACUUCCAAAUUGCAAUGAGAAUGUACACCUUUGCAGAGCAGGCAGUUUCCCAAGAAGAGUUCCAGCGAGCUGUUAAGAUUUGUACAGGCACCCACCUUGGUCCCCACAUUGUGAACACAGUCUUUCAGAUUUUUGAUGCUGAUGGAGAUGGUCAUUUGAGCCAUCGGGAAUUCAUUUCCAUCAUGAAGGAUCGUAUUCAUCGAGGUGCUCGUGCUCAUCUGAUUACUCAGCAAGGAAACUGGUCUGCAUUUAAGUCUUGCAUUAAAAAUGAAAUGAAGUCUAUGUACUGA
Molecule: messenger RNA, 612 nt
Organism: Acanthosepion pharaonis
Lineage: Eukaryota; Metazoa; Mollusca; Cephalopoda; Sepiida; Sepiidae
Source: the annotation of a GenBank genome assembly